This is a messenger RNA of Frankliniella occidentalis (western flower thrips), 1337 nucleotides long. RefSeq names its product mitochondrial intermembrane space import and assembly protein 40-B. NCBI's taxonomy places the organism in Eukaryota, Metazoa, Arthropoda, Insecta, Thysanoptera, Thripidae. Gene Ontology annotation, molecular function: protein-disulfide reductase activity. Bases 502 to 948 code for a protein of 148 amino acids. The transcript is spliced from 4 exons. The record is from RefSeq and is a predicted model, not a curated record. Gene Ontology annotation, biological process: protein import into mitochondrial intermembrane space. Gene Ontology annotation, cellular component: mitochondrial intermembrane space.
AGGAACGCCCUCCUGAAGAGCGAGGUUUCCCAUACUCAAAUUUUCGGCGUUCUGUGUUUCAUAAUUUUCCAAAUUCUUCCAGUAUUUUUCUGUAUAUUCACCGAUUACAAAACGUAAUUUGCAUGUAGGCAGUAUGAGUAAAUAUUUUUACUUAGAUGUUUCGUUAAACUUUCCUGACAGCAAGGAACUUGAUGUUGAUGCAAUCUCAUUCAAAAAUUACGUUUGUACAGCUGUGAGAACUUUGUUCGGAGAUUAAAUCUUCCUUACAGUUUGGAGCAAGUAUCAACAUUGACUUGCUUAAGUUUGACAAGGAGACUCGGCGCGGUAUCAUCCGUUGUCCAGCUAAGGAAUACGUGAAGGUCAGAGGAUCGCUAACCUUUUGUGGACAGUUGGACGGAACUUAUUGCUGUUUCGCUGUUCAUCAAUCCUCAUCUUUACUUCUCUCACUUCAGGCUAACAGCCGUACCUACCAACACAGCUGAUUUGUUCACAGGUCUUACAAUGUCUGUGUGUAAAAAAGAAGGAAAAGAUGUCAUUAUCUUUGCUGCGAAAGAAGAUCAUGAUAUUCCUAGUAAAAUAGAACUACCAGAACUUGAACCUCAACCUGGUUUAAUAUUUCCAAAUGGUGAAAUCAACUGGAAUUGCCCAUGUUUGGGUGGAAUGGCCACAGGACCAUGUGGUGUUGAAUUCCGCGAGGCUUUCCAAUGCUUCCAUUACAGUUCAGCAGAUCCUAAAGGAAGUGACUGUGUCGAUCUUUUUAAGGAGAUGCAGGGGUGUAUGUCUCAGUAUCCUGCUCUGUAUGAUAAUAAAGAUGGCAAAGAUGAUGACUAUGAAGAUGGUCUUGGAGACAAUAUGGAAAUGAAUGUGGAAAAGGCUAGUGCAAUAGAGCAACAGGAGAAUCAACCCAGUUCAGAAGCAAAUAGUACAGAUUUAAAAGGAAAACCUUAAGAGAAGCUUUUAGUAGAAUAUUGUGUAGUCCUUAGCACAUCAACACAUUUUGUAUUUUUUAGUUCUGUGUAUUAAAGAUAAAAUUACUGAAUGUUGCAACCAGUAUUUAUGUUACCAGCAAAGCAAUCAGGUUUUAUGGUGUUUAUAAAACUGCAAUUGUUUUUAAUUGCAAGUCAUCAGCUAUUUCUGUGUGAGGUAUUCUCAGUUGUGCUUGGAACUAAUAAUGUCAUUCCCUGAGUGAAUUGUAAUUGUAGAUUAAUUAUGGAUAAGAGUAAUUAUAUUCUUGGGAUACGUUGCUAAUCAAAAAUUAGCACACAGUCAAUGUUUGACUCUGUGUGGAAAAAUCGUUUCUUUGUUACUGUUAUGAAAUAAAUCAUUUUAAAAUUUCA